Pimephales promelas (fathead minnow) is the source of this 636-nucleotide messenger RNA. RefSeq names its product small EDRK-rich factor 2b (gene serf2b). NCBI's taxonomy places the organism in Eukaryota, Metazoa, Chordata, Actinopteri, Cypriniformes, Leuciscidae. The record is from RefSeq and is a predicted model, not a curated record.
CGUAAAUCUUCCGAAUUGACUCGGGUCCGCCAGCCAUCACACAAGUACAAGAGGUAACGCCUGGUUGAGCUUUGCGCUCCGGCGACAACAAAAGAGCGAUCAUGACGAGGGGAAAUCAGCGUGAGCUUGCCCGUCUAAAGAAUGCUAAGAAGCAAACUGAUAAUACCAAGGGGAAGCGAAAUGAAGAUGGCCUCUCAGCAGCUGCUCGUAAGCAAAGAGAUGCUGAAAUCAUGCAGCAGAAACAAAAAAAGGCAAACGAGAAAGGAGACCCUAAAGCCAAAUAACCAGUGUAUGGGGUUGUGACCGACAUGGCAUCCAAGAUCUUUUUUCCUUUUGUCAAGAAAAAAAAUAUCUUUCAUUGUGUAGAUGUGGAGAGUUUGAUUCUUUAAUGUUUCAUCCCAAACUCCAUAAUGUGCUUGAAAGGGCAUAUCAACCUUACAGUACAUAAUGAUUUGUGUUCAGCUAUGGAGGAGGAGAGAGUUUCUUAUGUUCAAAUAAUCCGAGCAAGCCCAAAUAAAUGGGAGUCUCAAAAUGUCUGGACUGGACUUGUAAUCUUGUAUUUUUGUAUAAAGUGCCCUUCUUAAUAAAAAUGUACAUUUUAAUGGACACCUACCAAUUAAAAUGUUAUCCCUAUAA